Molecule: messenger RNA, 672 nt
Organism: Pneumocystis murina B123
Lineage: Eukaryota; Fungi; Ascomycota; Pneumocystomycetes; Pneumocystales; Pneumocystaceae
Exons: 2
Coding region: 1-672 (223 amino acids)
Biological process (GO): double-strand break repair via homologous recombination; resolution of meiotic recombination intermediates
Cellular component (GO): nuclear body; RecQ family helicase-topoisomerase III complex
Source: RefSeq, a predicted model, not a curated record
AUGAAUUUAAGAGCUGAAAAGGUAUUAAAAUUUCUUGAAAGCAAAUUUUUAUAUGUUCAUUUAAACUGGGUUGAGGAAACGUUACAUCAAAUAGAUGUUUCUUUAAAUGACAAACAAUUGGAACAACAAAUAAUACAGUAUUUAUUGAAUUCUGAUAUUAAAAAGUCCUUAACUUUCCAAUCAUGCUUACCUGCUGAUAUUUUUGAUAAACAUAAUCAAGUUUUGCCUGGUCCAUAUUGUUUACAAAUUAUACAUGUUCAAGAUAUUGGAAUUAGUAUAUUUAAUCAAUUAGAAUAUCUAGAACAGUUUGAUGAAUCUGGAACUAUUAAAUCAUAUAAUGUUAUAUGGAAUAAUUUAUCUGAUAUUGAUGACGAUGAAAUACUAGAUACUGAUAAACCUGCAUCAAAAAAAUUUUGUAAAUUACUACUCGAAGAUUCAUCUGGCUUAUGUGUAUGGGCAAUUGAACAUAAGCCAAUUAAACAUAUUCAUAUAGGAAUAAAUCUUGGAACUAAGAUAUUAUUGAAAAAUAUUCUUGUUCUUAGAGGUGUUCUUAUAUUAAACCCUUCAAAUAUUACAUUUUUGGGUGGGCAAAUAUUUGAACUUAAUAAAAAUUAUUUCCCAUCCGGACUUAAAAAUCAAUUAAAAUCUGCUCUUUAUAAUAUGAAUAUUUGA